ACUGACGGGGUUGUUGUGUUGUCCGGGUUUCAGGCGGCGGGGAAGGAGCCGCGGUUUAAGUAGCGGAGAGGAGGAGAAGGAGGAGGGAGAGGGGCAGUGGUAGGUCGGCAUCAGAUUGGCGCCGGCGCCAUCCCCUGCCGGUGUGCGUGAGACCGGGAACCCGACCGGCAGCAGGGCGAAGAGACCGACGGGCGGAGCGUCGGAGCCUGCGAUCUAGCCCCGCCCUCCGGUGCUGAUUGGUAGAUCGGGAGGAUGGCUGAGCUGCACAUCAUUGGACAGAUCGUCGGAGCAAGUGGCUUCCCUCAGCACAGCCUCUUCUGCAAAUGGGGACUACACACAGGGUGUGCUUGGAAGCUCCUGUCUGGUUUAAAGGAAGGACAAACACAGGUGGACAACCCAGUAAUCAAGGAGAUGACUUACUGGUCCCAUCCUAUUGAUGUGCACUAUGCAACCAAAGGGCUCCAAGGCUGGCCCAAGCUUUUCCUGCAGGUCUGGCACCAGGACUCCUUCGGCCGGAGCGAGCUCUACGGGUACGGUUUCUGCCACAUCCCCAGCAGCCCUGGCUUCCACCAGAUAGACUGCGUCACCUGGCGGCCCCUGGGCACCUGGCAGGAACAGCUGUCCCAGAUGUUUGUUGGCGGCGGUCCCCAGCUGAAACACAGUGACCUGAUUUACACUGGGGCUGACCGCUACCGGCUCCACACUGUGGCUAUGGGCAGCGUCCACCUGCAGCUCAACAUCAUCCUCCGCAACUUUGACCGCUACGGGGUGGAGUACUGAGUGGUGCGCAGGCACCGCCCCAGGGAGUGGACGUUGACUGGGCACAGGGAUCCACCGCACCUUCCUCCUGAUGCCUCUCGUCUGUGAGACCAUCUUCCUCGUGUGCAAGAUCCUCCUGCCAAACACAUCUGCUUCACAGAGGUCCCAACUCCACCUCUGCUGCACGGGACUCUAUGCCUGUCCAUACAGAUAAGAAAUAACAACAAGUAUAGGCCAUCUGGCCCAUCUAAUCUGCUCUGUUAUUUGGUAAGAUCAUGGCUUGUCUGAUCUUGGACUCGGUUCCACCACCCUGUCUGACUGCCAUAACCCUCAACUCCGGUUCAAAAGUUCGUCAGUCUCCGCCUCUACGGUCUUUGACCAUCACAGCUCUCUCUUGGAUAGGGAAUUCCCGAUUCAUAAUCCUGAGAGAAGGAUUUCCUCCUCAUCUCCAUCUUAAAUGGGGGAUUCCUUAUUCUGAAAUUAUGCUCCCCCCACUCCAGUUCUAGGUUUCUCCUCAAGGUGAAAUAUCCUCUCAUCCUUAAACCUAUCAAACCUCCUCAGAAUCUAGUAUGUAUCAUUAAUACGCCUCUCGUAUUUAUGAACUCCCAUGGGUAUAGGCCCAAUCUGCUCAUUCUUUAUUCAUCAGACAACCUGUUUGUCCCAGGAACCGACCUAAUCAACCUUCCUUGAACUUUCUCCAGUACAAGUAUAUCCCUCCUUGGGAAGGGAAAGCAAAACUGUAUGGAGUACUCCACGUGCAGUCUCAUCGAUGAAAAUAAAACAAAAUGCAGAUGCUGGAAAAGGAAAAAAUGAGAAAAUGCAGGAAACACUCAUCAGGUCAGGUAGUAUCUGCUGAGAGAGAAACAAAGUUCAUGUUUCAGGUUGAAGACUCUUCAUCAGAAUUUGGAUACAGAAAAAUAAGUUGGUUUUAACUGAAACUAAAAACUUUAUAACUAACUUUAUUCUCUGUGUUCCAGUUCUGAUGAUGAUCUUCGAACUGAAAUUUUAAUUCUGUUUCUCUUUCCACAGAUGCUGCCUGACCUGCUGAGUGUUUCCAGCAUUUUCUGUUUUUGUGUGUGUGUGUGGUCUCAAUGCCCUGUAUACUUGCAGUAAGAUUCUCUACUUUUGUACUCCUUGCGAUAAAAGCCAAUGUCCUUUUUGCCUUCCUAAUUACUUGCUGUAAUGGGUAUUGAUGGUCCACUAAUUAACCUAUCCCCAGCAUACUAACUGUUGCUGUGGGCUGGGACACAUACUUUAAAUCGAUCCUGGUUCUUUCCAAGCAUUGGUUCAAUCCCCGGUUGUUGCAUUUACUACUGCAAAUUGGAAUACUUUUUGUCAAAUCUUCCCAAGUGCUGUGUUGGCUGCUGAGCAAUGAUACCGCUUGGGUCUUGACCCUGUUUGGCAUCAGAGGGAGCCCACACAGUCUGGAAUAUCUUGGGCCUGGUGACCAACCCCUACAGAGUUUGUUGCCGGUCUGGGUGCUGAUGUUGGGUGAAUAUUCCCUCUCUUGAUCACCAGCAGUUGGCUGUGUGGCUCAAUGACUUCCAACUAAUGACCUUGUGGGUUGUGUCUUGCUCAGGUUAUUGAAAAUUCUAAAUUAAACAGGGAAUUGUGUGAUUUUGUUUUUUACAAAGAUCUCUCCAGUGAUGUCACUGGACUGAGGCCUCCUCCUCCUCCCUUCAACUUGCACAGAGAAAGCUACCCAUUGAGGUGAGGUGCAUAAAUGAUGCCAGUGUACUUCAUUGAGGGGUGCCCUCUGUGGACACGUACCCCUUUGUUGGGGGAAUGUAACAUGGCUGCUGAUUUGAUUUCACCCAUGUUACUCCAUGUUACUCUACCACACAAAGUCAGGAUCUAACCAUGGUGUAAUUCAGAAAAAUUAAUCAAUGUUGUGAUCUGCUAAAUAGUAAGGUCGGCUGCAGUGAUUUAGUACUUGCGAUUUGCCCAAAGCAAACAAGUUCUCUUUCUCUCCCUCCUGGCUCGACUGUGUGCUUUUAUCUUCUGCCUCUAUUCUCAGGGCUGCAUCCUGAUUUUCAUUUUCGCGCUCUCGCUCUCCCUCUCCCUCCUGCCCUCACUUUCCUCUCUAUCCUGUACCGUGCCUCCUCUAUUACACAGCACUAGACCCAUUGUUUCCAUGUGUGACUGCUCUGUGCAGUAGAACUGUAUACUGUGUAAUGAAGAGUUUUUUUACCAGAAAUUUAUUACUCCAUGUAAAUUAAUUUUUUAAAACAUUAUGUUGAUGUGUCCAUUGUACAUAACUAAAUAAAUAGUCUUUUCUAA
Molecule: messenger RNA, 3039 nt
Organism: Pristis pectinata (smalltooth sawfish)
Lineage: Eukaryota; Metazoa; Chordata; Chondrichthyes; Rhinopristiformes; Pristidae
Gene: b9d2
Product: B9 domain containing 2
Exons: 4
Coding region: 253-780 (175 amino acids)
Biological process (GO): cilium assembly
Cellular component (GO): MKS complex
Source: RefSeq, a predicted model, not a curated record